Molecule: messenger RNA, 510 nt
Organism: Pseudomassariella vexata
Lineage: Eukaryota; Fungi; Ascomycota; Sordariomycetes; Amphisphaeriales; Pseudomassariaceae
Exons: 5
Coding region: 16-342 (108 amino acids)
Source: RefSeq, a predicted model, not a curated record
CAACGCGACAUCAAGAUGGCCGGCCUUUUCGAUUGGAAGAAACAGCCGGCGUAUCAGGCAUACUCCUCUCACUCCGUUCGCCCCGAUGGGCUGCCUCCAUAUGAGGUGGACGAGAAUGGAUUCUACAAGGUGGCUCCCGGCGAGCUCUAUUGCCGUGCCUACGAUAAGGAAAACGCCAUCUGCCCAAAUGACAGAAAGCAGUGGCAGCCGUCGAACCUCCGCCACCACCUGAAGACAACUCAUAAGUACACCUUAUUGGACCUCCCCCCGGGUAAGGCCAACGUUGUCGAUGCGAAGAAGAUCGACCGUAAGUUAUUUCGUAAUCUACUACUAAUCGAUUAACUAGGCUUCUACCAGACUAUGAACCAGCGUAUUACUGAGGCUGCCGGUACUACUGAGAUCACCAAUACUGAGUCUGGUCUGGACGAUUUUGAGCAGCGAAUCGAACGCGCUAAAGAGCUUGUCCGUCAGGGCUCUUCCCAGGCCGUAGCAGCUCAUCGGUACGGUAUC